UGAAACUUUAAAGAGAGUUAAAGUUAAUUUUUCUUGAAAUAUGUCAUUUUUGAAAACAGCACAUUCAUUGAAAACAAGAUGUGGACAAAGAGGAAUAAAUAUAUUGCGCCAAUCUUUUUCUUUAAAUGCUGCUUUAUUGGAUAAAUUUAAGGAAGGAGAAGAUCCACAUCCUAGAAUACGAAAACGUAUGAAUGAGAUAGUAAAUGACGAAACUUGGCAUACCAGAAGAAGUCGUAAAGAUAUUGGAAAUUUGAACCAAGAAAGAAUUGAUAAUGUUCUUCACACAUAUAACACAUGCAUGAAACACUCGCAUAAUGUUCCUCAAUUUAAACAGUGUAUUGGCAAAGCUAAAUGUGAGGUUCAUGAAAUAGAUCAAACUUCAGUUAGACAUAAAUUAGAAGAUACUCUUGACAAAUCAAGGAAUGUUCGUCCCAGAGAAUGAUAUGGCGCUGUUUUCAAUAAUGUCAUUUUACCAUCAUCUUUACCAUCAAUUAUUUGAAUACAUCCAAACCGACCAAACGAAUGUGUAUGAUUUGAUUUAUAUUAAAGGUUUGAUUUGCAAUUUACGCUUUAUGCAAAAGCAUGCUUGAUCAUGAAUUUCGGUAGUGUGGAAACUGCACCUACGCCAUCCAAAUUCAACACCAUUUCCUAUGACGAAUAAACCAACUGAGUAAAAGGCAAAACACACCUUUAUACAAUUUAUUAAGGAUGCAUAUAUGUGUAUAUGUUUAUAUUAUCAAUUUGAUUUUACAUGCAUACUGUAAACUUAAAUAUGAUUUACAUAAAUAUGUUACCACGAAACAUGUAUUUUAUUUAGGCUCAAAUUAUAGAAAUUCAUAUAACAAA
Messenger RNA from Chrysoperla carnea, 846 nucleotides. RefSeq lists its product as uncharacterized. Bases 41 to 442 code for a protein of 133 amino acids. Lineage: Eukaryota; Metazoa; Arthropoda; Insecta; Neuroptera; Chrysopidae. The record is from RefSeq and is a predicted model, not a curated record. The transcript is spliced from 2 exons.